Phytophthora infestans T30-4 is the source of this 1515-nucleotide messenger RNA. Its product is annotated as RXLR effector family, putative. Bases 1 to 1515 code for a protein of 504 amino acids. NCBI's taxonomy places the organism in Eukaryota, Oomycota, Peronosporomycetes, Peronosporales, Peronosporaceae. The transcript has a single exon. The record is from RefSeq and is a predicted model, not a curated record.
AUGCAUCACUAUCAUCUCAUAUUGUUGACAAUGGCUGCUCUUCUCGGCAUAUGCACCGGGGCCACCGUAUCCACCGACUCGACGAUAGCGGCGGCAGACGUACCUGUUGUUGGCUUGUCCACUAAAAAGCCCUAUGGUGUCACUGCCAAGAGGCCGACGAAAGCGUCUGCAGCCACAAACACCGGCAAUGAAGAUAGGGGCAACGCUGCUAAUUUGAUGCAAGCUGGGACAUCAAAGCUCGAUGAUCUUGUCACGUCCGCGAAUUUAGAGACGUUCAAGUUUUUGGUGAACAACUUGCAGCUUGGUGAUGACUUCGUUGCUUCUCUGAGAAGCUCGCAGCUGAAAAAUCUGAACACAUUUCACUCGAGUAACCGGAGAACUAGGGACUCAGAAAAACACAUAUCAUUGAUUGCACCACUUACUGCAAAGUACGGGGAUGAUGCAGUAGCAAAAGCACUUGUGAAACUAGAGCGGGACACGAAUACGCCUCCAGAAAUGGCUACACUGGUACAGCAAUUGCGGAGUGAACAACUGACAUAUUGGCUACAGAACGGCAUAUCUGGUUACGAUGUUUUCAAACUACUAAAGCUGGAAGACGACGGCUACGAAGCUCUUCACCGUCUCAAGUUUCAGGCUUUAGAAGACUACAUCACGAAAAUUAACUCGGAGAAAUCAGCAGGUGAAACGAUGCUUAACGUCUUGACUAAAGCCUUUGGGGACGAGAGCAAAUUGGUGCCGCUUAUCGAGACAGCGAAGUCCAGACGGCGUUCGAUGAUGAAGGGUUUCGAAUUGGAAGCGGCUUUACUGGCGAAGUGGCGGAGCGAUGAUUUACCACUGAAUGAGAUCUGGGUACGGCUAAAGAUCGGCAACAAUGUGUAUGACGCUUUGAAAAGUGCGGAGCUGAGACUGUUCUCCAAGUACGUUUUCAAGUACUACCCUACCAAUGAGAAGGCGGUGGUUGAGAUGCUAAUAGCAACAUACGGAGACGUUCGCGUGGCAACGGCGCUCGGAAUAGCCAAUACGAAAGCGACCACAGCGGAUAUAGCGGCAAAGUUACAAGUGCAGCAGCUAGAGGGAUGGCUUUCGAGUCAGAGAUCCGCUAAUGAUGUCUUCAAAUUGUUAAAGAUCGAAGAGGAUGGGUUACGUUUUGUAAACAGCCCGAAAUGGGAGAUUCUGUCCGAGUUUAUCAAGGUAUUCAACUCCAACAAAAAUCCCGAAGACAUGACGGACAUGUUCACGGUGUUAAGGAACGUUUAUCAUGACGAUGGUAAGUUUGUUCUUAUGCUCACUAAAGAACAGACGUCGGGUGCUCCACUGAUAGCCAAAACGGCCAUACAAUAUCGGGAUGUGCUGCUUGAGGAAUGGAUUCGAAGUGAUAUUAAGCCGACGGAUAUCUACCGGAAGUUUUUCAACGGAAAAGAGGGUAUUCAGGAAAAGAAGAUUGUAGCCCGAUACACGGAAUAUUACGACGAGGAGAUGGAUAUCCCGGUUCACGUGCUCUCUGCUCCGUUGUAG